Molecule: messenger RNA, 990 nt
Organism: Exserohilum turcica Et28A
Lineage: Eukaryota; Fungi; Ascomycota; Dothideomycetes; Pleosporales; Pleosporaceae
Exons: 2
Coding region: 1-990 (329 amino acids)
Molecular function (GO): 4-hydroxy-tetrahydrodipicolinate synthase activity
Source: RefSeq, a predicted model, not a curated record
AUGCCGUCAUCACCACCAACGGGCGUCUUCGUGCCCGUGCCCACCUUCUUCCAACCAAAGUCCGAAAGCAGCACGCUGCAAGCAGGCAUCGACGUGGAAGCGCAAAUCGCACACAGCGUCUUCCUAGCGAAAAAUGGCGUGCGCGGACUCGUCCUGCUAGGCUCCACGGGCGAAGCAAUCCACAUGUCGCGACAAGAGCGCAUCGACGUCGUCGCCGGUGUGCGCAAAGGUCUCGACGCCGCGGGCUACACAGACUACCCCAUCAUGGCUGGAACCCUGAUCAACAGCAUAGACGAGACGCUCGAGUGGCUCGAAGACUUCAAGGCCGCUGGCGCGCAGUGGGGUCUCGUGCUUGCACCUGGAUAUUUCGGUGCGGCGGCGAGCCAGGAGGGGAUACGGGAGUGGUACACUGUGGUUGCGGAUAAGAGUCCACUUCCGAUAUUAAUUUACAACUACCCCGGCGUCACCAACGGCGUCAUGGUCACACCAGAAACCUACCGCAUCCUCGCGCAGCACCCCAACAUUGUCGGCUGCAAAAUGUCGCAUGCCGUCGUCUCAUGGCACAACCAAGUCUCUCUAGACCCGCAAAUCGACCACUCCAAGUUCCGCGUCUACUCUGGCCUCGGCCAGCAACUCGGCCCCAUCGUCCUCUUCGACGCCGCCGGCGUAAUCGACGGCCUCGCAGCCAUCUGCCCCAAGACCGUGUGCUCCCUCAUGAAGCUCGCCGAAACGCGCCCUGUGACCGAUGAGAAUCUCAAGAGGAUCAAGGAGCUGCAGUAUGUCGUGAGUACGACUGAAGAGUACAUUGGCAAGUACGGUAUUGUGGGCAUCAAGGAGGCGGUUAAGCGCGUGACGGGCUACGGUACGAUGGAGGGGGGUAGACUCCCGAUUCAGGGACGCCUGCCGGACGGCGAGUGGGAGAAGUGGAGCGAGACAUGGCAGAGGAUAUUGAAGGUUGAGGAGUCGCUGGGGGAGAAGGAUUUCAAGUAG